This is a messenger RNA of Hippopotamus amphibius kiboko, 5943 nucleotides long. It is a transcript of the gene ERC2, whose product is annotated as ELKS/RAB6-interacting/CAST family member 2. Gene Ontology annotation, molecular function: structural constituent of presynaptic active zone. The transcript is spliced from 18 exons. Gene Ontology annotation, cellular component: cytoskeleton of presynaptic active zone. The coding region runs from base 1 to 3303 and encodes 1100 amino acids. NCBI's taxonomy places the organism in Eukaryota, Metazoa, Chordata, Mammalia, Artiodactyla, Hippopotamidae. The record is from RefSeq and is a predicted model, not a curated record. Gene Ontology annotation, biological process: regulation of synaptic plasticity; maintenance of presynaptic active zone structure; neuromuscular synaptic transmission.
AUGUAUGGAAGUGCAAGAACAAUCACCAAUCUGGAAGGUAGCCCUUCCAGAUCUCCCCGUUUGCCAAGGUCUCCUCGUUUGGGCCACCGAAGAACAAGUAGUGGGGGAGGUGGAGGAACAGGCAAGACCCUGUCCAUGGAGAAUAUCCAGUCCCUUAAUGCAGCCUAUGCUACGUCUGGACCCAUGUAUCUGAGUGAUCAUGAAGGGGUGGCUUCAACAACUUACCCAAAGGGCACCAUGACUCUGGGAAGGGCCACAAAUCGAGCUGUAUAUGGAGGCCGAGUCACAGCUAUGGGGAGUAGUCCCAAUAUUGCUUCUGCUGGACUUUCCCACACAGAUGUGCUUUCAUACACGGAUCAACAUGGUGGUCUGGCCAGCUCAUCCCAUCAUCACCACCACCAGGUCCCCUCCAUGUUGAGGCAGGUAAGGGAUAGCACAAUGUUAGACCUUCAAGCCCAGCUCAAGGAACUUCAGAGAGAGAAUGACCUCCUCCGGAAAGAGCUAGACAUCAAGGACAGCAAGUUGGGAUCUUCCAUGAACAGUAUCAAGACCUUCUGGAGUCCUGAGCUCAAGAAGGAGAGAGUCUUGAGGAAAGAAGAGGCAGCCCGGAUGUCCGUCCUCAAGGAGCAGAUGAGGGUUUCUCAUGAAGAAAAUCAGUUACUGGAUGCCAGAAGAACCAAGCACCUUCAGUUGACAAUCCAGGCCCUUCAGGAUGAGCUGCGAACCCAGAGGGACCUCAACCACCUCCUGCAGCAAGAGAGUGGCAACAGAGGAGCAGAGCACUUUACCAUUGAACUGACAGAGGAGAACUUCCGGCGGCUCCAAGCCGAGCAUGACAGACAGGCUAAGGAGCUGUUCCUGUUGAGGAAGACCUUGGAGGAAAUGGAGCUGAGAAUCGAAACACAGAAACAGACCCUCAAUGCCCGAGACGAGUCGAUUAAAAAGCUUCUUGAGAUGUUGCAAAGUAAAGGUUUGCCAUCCAAAAGUCUUGAGGAUGACAGUGAACGGACGCGUCGGAUGGCAGAGGCUGAGUCUCAAGUCAGCCACUUGGAAGUGAUUUUAGACCAGAAAGAGAAGGAAAACAUACAUCUUAGAGAGGAAUUACACCGAAGAAGCCAACUUCAGCCAGAGCCAGCCAAGACGAAGGCUCUCCAGACUGUCAUUGAAAUGAAGGACACAAAAAUCGCUUCAUUGGAGCGAAACAUAAGGGAUCUUGAGGAUGAGAUCCAGAUGUUAAAAGCCAAUGGUGUGCUGAACACUGAGGACCGCGAAGAAGAGAUAAAACAAAUUGAGGUUUACAAAAGUCACUCCAAGUUCAUGAAAACCAAGAUUGAUCAGCUGAAGCAGGAGCUUUCAAAGAAGGAGUCAGAACUUCUUGCCUUACAAACAAAGCUUGAAACCCUUAGCAAUCAGAAUUCAGAUUGCAAGCAACACAUUGAAGUGCUUAAAGAGUCGCUUACUGCCAAAGAACAGAGGGCUGCCAUCCUUCAGACUGAGGUAGAUGCACUGAGAUUACGACUAGAAGAAAAAGAAUCUUUUCUCAAUAAAAAAACAAAACAGCUGCAGGACCUCACAGAAGAGAAGGGCACACUGGCUGGAGAGAUUCGAGACAUGAAGGAUAUGUUAGAAGUGAAGGAAAGGAAAAUCAAUGUUCUUCAGAAAAAGAUUGAAAACUUGCAAGAACAACUUAGGGAUAAAGACAAGCAACUGACCAAUCUGAAAGACAGAGUGAAGUCCUUGCAGACAGAUUCCAGUAAUACAGAUACUGCGCUGGCGACGCUUGAGGAGGCUUUGUCAGAGAAGGAAAGAAUAAUUGAGCGUUUGAAAGAACAACGGGAGAGAGAUGAUCGGGAAAGACUAGAAGAGAUAGAAUCAUUCCGAAAAGAGAACAAAGACCUGAAAGAGAAGGUCAAUGCUUUACAAGCUGAACUGACUGAAAAAGAGUCUAGUUUAAUUGACCUCAAGGAACAUGCGUCUUCAUUAGCCUCAGCGGGCCUGAAAAGAGACUCCAAAUUAAAAUCUCUAGAAAUAGCCAUUGAACAAAAGAAAGAAGAAUGUAGCAAAUUGGAAGCACAGUUAAAAAAGCAAGCUGAGCAGUUGUUCAAUCAGAUGUACAACCCAGCUCAUAAUAUUGAAGAUGACUCCAGGAUGAACCCAGAAUUUGCAGACCGAAUAAAACAGCUUGAUAAAGAGGCAUCUUACUACCGUGAUGAGUGUGGCAAGGCCCAAGCAGAAGUCGACCGGUUGCUGGAGAUCCUCAAGGAGGUGGAGAAUGAAAAGAAUGACAAGGACAAGAAAAUUGCAGAGCUUGAGAGGCAUAUGAAGGAUCAGAAUAAGAAGGUAGCCAACCUCAAGCACAAUCAACAGUUGGAAAAAAAGAAGAAUGCCCAGUUACUGGAAGAAGUCCGCAGGCGAGAGGAUAGCAUGGCUGACAACUCUCAGCACUUGCAGAUAGAGGAACUGAUGAAUGCACUGGAGAAGACCAGACAGGAACUGGACGCCACCAAGGCUCGCCUUGCCUCCACGCAGCAGUCCCUGGCUGAAAAAGAAGCACACUUGGCCAACCUCCGGAUAGAGAGGAGGAAACAGCUGGAGGAGAUCCUGGAGAUGAAACAGGAAGCGCUGCUUGCGGCAAUCAGUGAGAAAGAUGCAAACAUUGCCUUGCUGGAAUUGUCUGCCUCCAAAAAGAAAAAGACACAGGAAGAAGUCAUGGCCCUCAAGCGGGAAAAAGAUCGACUAGUGCAUCAGUUAAAGCAGCAGGUUUAUAGUCCUAGGAAACAGCCCCCGAGCUCGAAUAUACCAUGCACUUGUGAUGCUGGCUACAGCUCAGAUAUUACGGCCAAGUACCACGGGUCCAGCUACGAUGCAUACAUGAUCCAAAGGUCUCAGACCCAGAACAGAAUGAAGCUGAUGGCGGACAACUACGAUGAGGACCACCACCACUACCACCACCACCACCACCACCACCACCACCGAUCUCCUGGGAGGUCGCAGCAUUCCAAUCACAGGCCCUCUCCUGACCAGCUGUCAGAAGGGCUGACUAAAGGGGAAAUGCAGCUCUGCAGCAAUAUUCUGAUAAUCUAUUGCAGUGCAGCUCACGUCACUGUCCAUCACCACCUGGGAACGCCCAUCAGGACUGAAGAGGAGUUUUCACUUUCAUUACUGAGCACGAUUCUGUUCGACUUGGUGUUUUCUUCAUCAUCUCAUGUCCUUUCUCAUGGACUCAGACAUGUUGGAGAGGAGAACGCAGAGGAGGGGAAAAUGGCAGGUCCUCCAUUUUUUGGUCGGGAUUCAGGCAUUUAAAAUGUGUUCAUCUCUUCUGAAGGUCAUUAUUUGAUAACAUUUUACUUAUGUUACUUAAACAUCACUGGAUGAAUGUGAAUUCCAUGGGAUUUUAACUGUGGAUUCAGCUUCUGUUGGACAACUAGCUUCAUCUCCGUUUUUCUGCUGGUUGAGUCUAAGUGGUCCUCCCUAAUGCAUUAGGUUAUCAAAAAAGUGUACAUUCUGUGAGUGAGUGGUGUUGGCAGUGUUUGUAUACCAAGAUGCAUGGAGUGUUUGACAAAGAAACCAAAACACCAAAAAUGGUGAGCCUUUACCCUCCUCUAUUUCUUUAAUGUGCUGUUUGAAGAACCACAUUUUGAUGGUGGAACCAGUAGUUAACUUCUGGGCCAGGUUGGAAAUGAAAUCAACUUUUUAAACCACUAAUACUUGCCAAGAAAUCGCCUUAUGAGAACAUGGUGUGUGUCUCUGACAGUGCAUGGCACAUCUAAAUUGAUCAUUCAUAGUUUUAUCUACCCUGUUUUUGUACUGGGGAGUGGCCAGAGCCUGAGGCACCUGCGUAUUUCUAUUCCAUGUGUUUCACACACCCCCCACAGCUGGGAUGUGGCUGAGCCUCAGACUCUUACCAUUCCCGUACGUGCAGGUCUCCAUGAAGAAGCUGGGACUCAUUCGCAUCCAAGAUCCAAAUGCUGUGCAAACAGUGUAAGCUUAGAUCUUCUGUAAACAGAGGGUCAUUUCUCAUUUUUUAAAAAAUGUCUCCAACAUAGAUAUCAAAACAUUUUCAGCAUCAAACGUGAAAACAUUGAUGAAUGAGGAAUAAUCACAAAAGCUGUGUAUCUGUAUAUAUAGCUCUACACAACAUGUUUGUGGUACAGAGUCAUUAUUUAAAGCACAUGCCAGGGAAAGAGACCAAAUUUUGAGGUCUUUUUACAUACAGUGACAUGGUACUAAGGAGAAUUAAACUCCUCCUGCUUCCUCUGAAGAUGAAAAAGAAAUUAAAGUUGUUACAACUUCAUAAAACUCAUGACCAAGUCUGGCAAACAUGUGCAACCCUUGUAUUGAUCCAUUUUCUUGUCAUUGGAAGAAACACUUCCACGUGUAUGCAAGUGGGGGAUGGAAAUCUGCAUUUUUAAAGGACAAACAGUGAAUUUAAGCAUGAGUGGCCUUAAUAAAUAUAGUUCUCUUUCUUUGCUGCUGUGGGAAGGAUUCUAUGCAGAUGUUCCUGAAGUCUUGCAUUGAAUUUAGUCAUUAUUACUUUUUAAAAUGUUGGUGCAAUUAACUCUGGACCUCUAGCGUGAGCCAUAGAGAUAUUGACAAGUCAGACACCUUAUGUAUCUAUCGGAGAAGACAAAAUUGUGUCUGGGUUGCACUGUUCAUCCUUGGUGCGUUAGGAGUAGUAUAUUCGAGCAGGUUUCUUGCUUCUGGCUUUGUUCUUGUCAUAAGUAUUGCGAACUGUGUAAAGCUUUUGUGUUGCAUAAGCAAUCCAAAUACAUUCAUGUUUAAAAAGUUUGUCCUUUAACUAUCAAAGGGAUCUAAGUCUUGACUGGAGAAAUGAGCAGUGUCCUUUGCAAACGUAUUUAGCACAUUUUGACACAAUGUCACUCUGAAAACCCAGGCCUGCAUCUCCUCCCCAUGAACCUUGUGGGUGUCCUCAAAUAGGCGGCCUCACUGCCUCCUAAGCCAGGUCCUGAUCUGAACUCUGCUGCUGAAUACUUGAAGUAGGAAAUAGGAAAUCCACUAGGGAAUUUAGGGUCCUAGAAACAGAAAAAGCAACCAACCGUGUAUAGUUAGCUAUUUCCAAGUAUGUGCCAAUUUUGUUACAGCUAUUGUUUGGGAAGCUCAUUUUUGCCCCAGUCUUGUUGGUUUAAAGUGUUACCAAUUUUACUUUUACAGGGGCAUUAUCGUUUAGUCCCUUAAAAUUUGAAUUCUGUCUAACAUAGCAUCUUUUUAUUAUAUAUCAUGUAAUAUUCUCUGAUGCUAGGGGGUUACCAAAAAAAAAUUCCCUUUUUACAUAUUAAAAAUAGUUUGUGUUUACAACAAACACUGUGUUGUCGGUAAGACAUUUCCUUUGCGCAGACUUUAGCAGGUUUCUCCCUUAAUCAUAAAGAAGUUUGAAAAAGAAAAAGUUGAGGCUAACAUUUAGAAGUUGGUCUUAUUGCUUUGUGCAAAAGCAGGCUUGUACUUUAUACCCCGUUUGAUUUCAAUGUACAGUCUCGAUUUUGUAUUUAAUGCUUUUUGUGUAUCCAGUAUGCACGUUAACAGCGUGUCAACUUUCAUUUGAAAGUGGGUUUCCAUUUACUUUUUAAACAGUGUUUAUGACGAGACCUCAAAUGUGUUGACAUAAGCUCUAUCUGAGAUGUUUUCGUGUCGAGUGGCGUUUGAAUGCUGCCAGGGGUCAGUGUAUCUAAUUCCCAGAGACCCUCGUUUGAUAGUGCUUCUUGUAAUAUUUCUCCAAGUGAGUGGCAUGUGGGUUGUGAUAUUGACCAUGUGAUUAUGGACUUUGAUAUGAAAAAAUAAAUAAAUAAAACUAAGGAACCCUCAGAAAACUACCAGUGGGCAUGUAGUAGCCAGUCAUUGUAAUCGCGUGUCUAGUAGACCUACAACAUACAAGGUAUGUACAGUUCAUAAAUUUGUUAUCACGUGUGUGAGAAGUACUUUGUGCUG